Limanda limanda (common dab) is the source of this 684-nucleotide messenger RNA. RefSeq names its product noggin-3-like. The transcript has a single exon. Gene Ontology annotation, biological process: negative regulation of cell differentiation; dorsal/ventral pattern formation; negative regulation of BMP signaling pathway. NCBI's taxonomy places the organism in Eukaryota, Metazoa, Chordata, Actinopteri, Pleuronectiformes, Pleuronectidae. The record is from RefSeq and is a predicted model, not a curated record. The coding region runs from base 1 to 684 and encodes 227 amino acids.
AUGGAGACCCGUUCUGUCUCGGCUGUGGUUCUGCUCCUUGUCUCUCUGGGCUUCAGGAUCCAGGAGGGCAUGUGCCAGCACUACUAUCUCCUCCGGCCCGUCCCCAGCGACACCCUGCCCGUGGCGGAGCUGCAGGAGGACCCGGACCCGGGGCUGGACCCGCAGGAGAAGGACCUGAAUGAGACGCAGCUCCGCAGCGCGCUGGGCAGACACUUCGACCCGCACUUCAUGUCCGUGUCCCCCCCGGAGGACAAGUCCCCGGAGGACAAGUCCCCGGGGAGCGAGGAUGCGAGCGACGCGGAGAUGAGAACGGAUCUCUCCGGGCUGAUGCCCUCAGAGAUCCGGGCCAUGGAGUUCCAGGUCCCGCACGGGAAGCAGCAGAAGCCGAGUAGGAAGCUCCGGAGGCGGCUGCAGCUGUGGCUGUGGUCCCGGGGGUCCUGCCCGGUGCGGUCCGCCUGGAGCGACCUGGGGAACCGGUUCUGGCCUCGCUACGUGAAGCUGGGCCGCUGCCUCAGCAGGGGGUCCUGCUCGGUGCCGGAGGGGAUGCUCUGCAGACCCUCCAGGUCCACGCACUGCACCGUCCUGAGGUGGCGCUGCCUGCAGAGGAGAGGUGGUCUGAGCUGCUCCUGGAUCCGGGUCCGGUACCCGGUCGUCUCACGGUGCACGUGCGCGUGUCCGAACUGA